Molecule: messenger RNA, 5378 nt
Organism: Bombina bombina (fire-bellied toad)
Lineage: Eukaryota; Metazoa; Chordata; Amphibia; Anura; Bombinatoridae
Gene: RILPL2
Product: Rab interacting lysosomal protein like 2
Exons: 6
Coding region: 234-827 (197 amino acids)
Biological process (GO): cilium assembly
Cellular component (GO): cytoplasm; ciliary basal body
Molecular function (GO): protein dimerization activity
Source: RefSeq, a predicted model, not a curated record
UCUAAAUUGCCUUGGGCGGUGAAUGGUGACAAAAGUGACUGUUUUAGAAGGAAGUGGCCGAGUUGGGGACAUUACGAAAAUAAAGUGAGGUCUGUAAUCGACAUUAUUUGCCAACAGGUAUGGGCAUGAACCAAGGCUGGGGCGGACAUUUUCUAAAGUAAAGAACUUGGAGAAAGACACCAAGGUUCAGAAAUCUCUACAGGGAAUCAUUGUCUACUUGUCUACAGGGUGGCAUGGAGACCGAAAUAGAGGAGAUGGGGCCUGAAAUGGCUUUGGAAAAGGACCCCUUCCAAUUGACUGUGGAGGAUGUGUAUGACAUCUCCCACAUAGUAGGCCAGGACCUUAUGAAAAUCAGCAGAGAAACACGGGGGGUAUCAAAUACAGUGUCUGAGCUGCAGUUUAAGAUUGUCCGUGUUCUAGAGAUGCUGGAAACCCUGGUAAACCAGUCCAGUUUGGUGACUGAAGAACUGAGAAUGGAAAGGGACAACCUGAAAGCUGAAGUGGAGAAACUCGUUCAAGAUGGACCCCAGAUGGGUGUUGGAAAAGACAAAAUGGUUAUAGAUCUGACGGAUCCAAACCGGCCUCGUUUUACACUUCAGGAGUUGAGAGAUGUUUUACAGGAACGAAACAAACUGAAGGUUCAGCUUCUGGUUGCCCAAGAUGAGCUACAUUGCUAUAAAAAUGGUAUGGUUCCCCCAAAUGAGGACCACAUUGUAACAUUAGAAAAUGAAUCCAUAAUCACCAGCUCUCCAAGAACAGAGGAAACCAGCAAAGAAAAGUCAACAAAGAAAAGAUUGUUUUCCUUUAAACAGGAGAAGCAUACGUAGUGAAGAAUGCUGCCUUUAUUUUUAUGGAUACAAUUUUUAUUGUCAUAUUUUUUUUAGCUGUGCUUAAGGAAGUUAUGAACAUUUUCUUUACUUUGUGAUCCUAAACAGAGUUUAUUAUGCGCAACCUGCUUUCUUCUACCUUGCACUGAUUUUUCUAAAAAGGGAUUUUUAUAUUUUGUCAUUUUGAAAUGAAGGAUAUGGGCAUGUAUUGCCUGUCUAUAAGACAUAGGUUAUAUUCUCAUGUACAUUUGCUGCUCAUCUAGUGUAUUAAUAACCUAUUUUAGUCAGCAGUAGAAUGUUUAUGAGACCAAAUCUUUCCAUACCUUUGCACAUCUGAGCAAAGCAUAUCUGCACAUUUAUAGAGUUUGUGUAUUUUUUCUAAAUAAAGCUGGGCUUAUGUCUUUGCUAAUACUUUACUAAUCACAUAAAACCCAAUCAUCGCCUUUUGGAUGACCAACCUUACCAUCUUAAAGAUGACUUCUCUUGUCGCUCUCCUCAUUCAUAGUGAAUGUCCAUCACAGGAUGGAAGAUGAGGGUAGGGACCCUGCUAUGUAUAGUAAUGUCUUUAUAUUAUUUCUGAUUAUCUUGACUUACCCUGCUUAUACUUAACAGGUGCAUUUAGUACAAAGCAGUGCAAAUACUGAAUGGGACAAAAGGACAUAAAUAAAUUAAUAUGCUACAUAGAUUGUAUUAAGAUAAAACAGAAUUGAAAGUCUUGCUUCAAACUUUGCAGAGGUGUAUUAAUGGACAUCUAACGUUUAGUGAGAAAGUGUUAUGAGUGUUCAAAACUGCUGCCUGACGAAGCACAGCUGGUGAUUCAACUUCUUUCAUUACCCAGAAGGCUGAGUCUUUCAGGAUUUAGAACACCUUUUAACUUGCAUGUCUUAUCAAUGUACUAUACUUUUCAAGUCAAAAUCAUAGAUUUUGCGUAGGAUUAGUGUCAUCGUGGGUUAACAGUCCAUUUGUUUUUCACUGCAUAGGAUUUACAAAAUAGCAUAGACCUCUUACAACUUCUAACGUUUAAUGGUUAAACAUUCAUGGUCGUGUAAAAAUGUAAAUACCACCUUAAUCUUAUGAAAUAUAUAUACACAUAUAUAAUAUAGCAUAGCUGUUACUAUGUUUGUAACCAGCUUUCCCAAAAUGUUUAUCAAGCCUCUGGUGUCCUGAUCUUCUGAGAUGAGACACUAUACCAUCUGGCAUUUAUCAAAAUGUAUUAGCCAUAACUCUAAUGAAGUUAUAAAACCUGCUAUGUCAGAACUUGCUCUUUCUUCUCUGAAGUGGCCAUGAAAAGUAUAUCAUCCAGAGUUAAAAAAAAAAAAUUAUAGCAUCUUCGUAAUUUCUGUAAUUCGUGACAUUCAGAGGUACUGCACAUGACUGUUUGCCACUGAAAUAUGAAAGUAGCAACCCUGAGACGUGUAUAAACCAGAAACACCUUCACAAGGAUUCAUUUCAUAAGUGAUUCUGUGUAGAUUAGAAUUGUCUUUUUUUUUUUUUAAAUAAUAAAACUGGUGUUUGUGGAUUUUAUGGACGAGUAUGUCCCCAUGGAUGUGGAAAUGAGGCAGAAAUAUAUAUUUUCUCUUUUUGAAAUUAUAUUGAGUUCCUAUUGAUCUGAAUUUUGCUGUACCUAGAUGUUUCUAAAGUGAAACAAGUAUGCUCCUGGAAGAAAAGAUGUUGGUGUGCUUCGGAGGGACAACUAAGACUUGCUGUAUGUUUUUGCUUGUACAUGUGACCAACGUUGGGAUAGAGACAAAAUAUAAUAUGUACAUUAAUUACUUUACCUACAAAUGUAUACUGCCUUGCCAUUAACCCUUUCUUUUAAGUUUCCGAAUUGUAAAGAUCUUACUCCCCCCACACAUUUCCUUCUAUGGUUGUAUCUAUAUCUAUUGUUGCUUUGGUAAAAUGCAAAAGUGCACAGAGAUUAGCUGGAGCAUGACUAAAAGCUGUGAACUCAGUUGAAAUACAAUGCCUGUGUCUAAUAGAUGGUAUAUACUACUUGGGUAAAACAUAGUAGUAUCUACUAAAUAGAUUUAAGGUGCAGUUAUAUGUUUUAAUAAUUAGCAUACAAGCAGUCACAAAAAUAAGUAAAUGUAGACAUAAAGAGAGAGAAGGGACUUCUAUAAACUGCAAGUCCAAAGCAUGACCUAGGCUCCACUGCCAUAAAACACAAUUCCUACUCCACUGGAUUAUCAGUUACAUGCAUUUUGUUGACAAAGCUUUGUGCCAGCCCUGUUGGGAAGAGUGAAACCCAUCAUUACUGGCCAUUACAUCACCAAGCAACGCCCAUCUAACUGGUGGAAUGACAUGGAUUGAGUAGCAGCUCUAUGGUAGAGUGAAUUGAAACAAGGAGGUGUUGCAUUUCAAAGAGCUCAGCUUGUGGAUAACAUGGAGCCAAAGUUUUGGAAGUAAUCCCCAGAGUAGAAUGUGUUAGGCCAGCUGCACCCAGGUAUCAUAUUGAGUUAAUAAUAAUAGCAACUCUGUGGGACUGAGCAAGUAAAUAUCCGCAAUACUUCCAUUAAUAACUGUGUGUUGAGAUGUAUUCUGAUGCAUGUAUUGUACAAGUGUUUGGUGACUCAACUUAUACUUUACGCUCAUUAGGAGUUCAAUUUAUCGUUCUGCUUUACUUACCUGUUUGGUGUUAAUUACUGUACUAUCAAUGUGUAACUGAAAAUCCAGUGCAGUAUGACUUGUGGUUUUUUUAUGGCAGUGCAGCCCGAGUCUCGCUUUGGACUUAAAGUUGUUUAUAUAAGUGCCUUCUCUUUUAUGUCUAAAAUUUGUAAAACAUUCCUAGUACCCUGUACAAUCUGCUAUUCAUUAAAGGCUACAAAUGGCUGCAGUUUGGGGUUUUCGGCUUACUGGUGACAGAUUUAUUAGAAAAUGUCACAAACCACAGGCAUGCUAGACAUUUAAAUAACAAAUUGCACAUCUAGUACCAUGUGGUAAAAAGACACCUGAAUAAUCAAUGGGAAAACUAGUUACAGCAGCAUCUACUUUAGCAGGGGUUGACCUAUUGCUAAUAAUGUGAGUUUCUACAGGUGCAGGUUGGAUAAAGAGCACGUGGACAGACCUAGUCCUGCCCCUUAGCUUGGUGUCCCAAAUUUUUAAAAGGGAAAAUACUUCAUAAGACGUAUGCAACAAACAGCACUCUAUAUACACACCCCAUACUAACUUCCCUCUAGUCAUGGGUGCCAGCUAGCUUUCACUGCAUUCUAGUGCUGAUGUAUUUGCCUACCUGCAGUAAAACCUAGGUUCUAAAAUGUCAGCACCUAUAAUUGUAAGGGUGCAUCAAAUGUAUUUAGUGUUUAAUGUCCCUUUGAGUAAUAUUUGAUCAUGAAAUUCCAAUGACUUUUUUAUGUACAAGUGUAUUUAUGAUAAGACACAGCAGGUGGUUGAUUAAUCGUAUCUUGAAUGCAACAACAGCUAGAAGCAGUUUUGCAGCGAUACUACUGUUCUUGGCACGAGAAGUUCUUUAUUUAGAGGUCUGCGUUUCUACUAGCAUUUUAGCUGCAAUUCGUAUUGGCUUGUUUCAGAUGAGUUGGAGGGUAUUUGUGUUCACUUUGUGAAAAAAGUAGCAGUAUAUUGGCCCCAAAAUAUAGUUUACAGGUGAUACUCAUUAUCCAGACUCAUAACACUGAAAGACAAGCUGAAAACAACGAAGAAUGGGAUUUCUGUGCCUCAGCAAGAUCUAGCUGCAACUGCUUAAAGUGAAUGUAAAUUUUCCGGUUGUUAAUAAUAAAUAUUCAUUCAUCCUAGCUGUAUUAGCCAAACCGCAUUGGUUUUUUAUUAAAAAGUUCAAAAUCAACGAUUAUAUUGGAGUUUUAUACUUAGCUCUGUUUUUGCUUUCAGCUCCUCCCAUCCAUUACUUCCCUGUUUCCUUCCUCAUCACGUCUAGAGCGGUCCCACCCGCUCUAUGACGUAUUAGCAAUGCUCGUUCACGGUGUCUUAUUUUUGUGCGCAUGCGUUUAAUUUUAACUGACUGAUUUGCGCAUGCGUUAGUCAACAUCAUUGCGAUCGUAAUAAUGUAAUUUGCAUGCGUACUGAGCGGUGAUGUUCUCUAAGCUACAUAGCUUACACCUGGCUUUUUAUGCACAUGCGAACAGCGUGAACGCGCAGCGCUUCGAAAUCCAGGUGGUUGGUUUACACAUGCGCAUAAAGAAAAAAUGACUUUUGGGAAUAGGGGCUGGACGCCACGGGGUAUGGAAGAUAAUUAGUUGGGUAAAGUGUCAAUCAAAGUACUAAAAGCGGAACAAAAUGGCGGGCGGAGGGAGAGAGCAAGAUAAGUAUAAAAAUAGAUCGAAUAUAAUGUAUUUAUAAAAACGAUGAUUUAAACUUAUGCUAUUUUUUGGAGCUCAAGCUUUUCUGUACUAUAUGUGACUUUACAUCCACUUUAAUUUCAAAACAUUAAAAAAAAUUAUUAACUUGGGUUAUUUUUUUUCCUUUAUUUAAAUAAAUAAAAAAAAGUUUGGAUACAAUAUAUUUUCAAAAGUAUUGUGUGCAAUAUAUAAACUGGAUGUUUGUUUUACGUUCUGCAAAUUAAAAAUGUUUAUAAUGUAA